Messenger RNA from Colletotrichum graminicola M1.001, 3609 nucleotides. RefSeq names its product polymerase. NCBI's taxonomy places the organism in Eukaryota, Fungi, Ascomycota, Sordariomycetes, Glomerellales, Glomerellaceae. The record is from RefSeq and is a predicted model, not a curated record. Gene Ontology annotation, molecular function: NAD+ poly-ADP-ribosyltransferase activity. The transcript has a single exon. The coding region runs from base 1 to 3609 and encodes 1202 amino acids.
AUGACCCGGGGCAAGUUCAACAGAGACUUGGAUGCAGCCUCCCAGCAAGCCGUUGAGCAUAUCUCCGGCCUCAGCAAGGGAGAAGAUGAUGGCCAGGUCCAGUUCGUCUUCUCAGACGAUUCUCUGGCUUCGCCUCUUGUUAUUCGUCUGAUCGCUUUGAACGUGGAUGAAUACCCGCAAGGUUCCGGUUUCUUGGCUUAUACCGAUGCCGAGUUACUUCCCAGAGCUGUCUCUAAGCUCCUUGAUGAUCUUCCCAGCUUAAGUCAAAACAAAUCCAUUCUUGACACACUGCAUCUCAUCUCAAGAAGAUUGGUCAAAGAACUCGCGUCAGAGAACAGCGACAGCUCCGACGUCGAGAUGACCGACGUCGACCUGGACGAAGACCUAGAAACCGAGGUAGCCGAUGAAGACGAUGAGUACGACUACGAAGACGACUUGAUCUUCGGACUUGGCUCCGCCUCCCCCUCGCUCCCGACAUCGACCAAUGCCCAGCAAGAGCGGCCCAAAGUCACUGGCCGUCUGAUUGAAGACCUUCGCAAAGCCAAGGAGGCCGGCUUCAAGAUUUCUUUGCUGUCAAAUGUUACGGAACAGGACGAGAGCUGCAUAUUUGCCCUUUCCCUUCCCGUUGCUCAUCUUGGUCUCAACGAGGAUGCUCUCGAGGCUUGGGAGGUGAACUCCUCAGACUAUAUUGUGCUUCUAUGCAAGUACGAUUAUAGAUAUCCUUGCGUGGAGACGUUUAUAGAUCUUGCGCCUGGUCAUCCGGCUACUAUGCAAUUCCGAUUCGGAAAGUGCGCCCGCUUCAAGCCCACUCUCAGCUCAGCUCUUACUGCGCUUAACCCAAGAUUCAACAAUGCACAAGGAAGCUCAGCGGAAAAUGUCCUGACGACCGAAAAGGUCCAGGAAGCAGCCUUCUGCUCCAUGCCUAUUUCAAACUCGAUCGACACUUUCAUGAACCAGCAGCUCGCAACGCUGCUCAAGAUUCGCUUGGCCCGCACCGUGUCUUGGGACGGCGCUACAGACCUGCUACGGAAGCUGACCAGAGACGCACACCUACGCGAUUCAAGAUCAGAACUGUACAACACGCCCCCUGGUGUUGACAAUGCUGAAGCGCAAGUGUCGACGACAGCUCGUGGUCUUCUCAACAAGGACUACGUGAUGCACAAUCCCAAGACCACAGGCCCCCUCCCACGAAAGGAACUCAGCGCGCCUCUGAUUGCUAUGCAGUUCGCCUUGCGUUACUUCGUCAAAAGCACCCAAUACUGCCUUGUCUGUCAUCAGAAGACUGACUCGGGCCUUGCUGCCCUGAAGCCAUACGUGUGCAGCGAGCCCCUUUGCCUCUUUCAGUUCAUGGCUCUAGGAUUGGGUCCCAGCAUUGAGCAUGAUAUCAUUGCUCGACCUUAUGUGGUUGACCUUCUGGUCAGCUUCUGCGCUGCCGCUUUGCAGGCAUCUCGGAUUCGUGAGUGGCCGGAAGGCCUGGCUAUCAAAGUACCUUUGAUGAGCUACCCCUCGACUCAAUCCAGACCAGCCGGGUCGUGGGCUGCUACCGGUGCAUACCAGCUCGGAGAGCCUUCAGUGCGUCGGCAAAUCAACCCUGCUAUUCCUGUGACAGCUCAGAUUUCGGCCGGCAAACUCAACCUCGACAACACACAAACCAUAGUGCUGAAGCCUGGGGAUAUGAUUAUUCUGGUCAAAUAUGCAAUGGAGGGCGUCCAGGGUAGCAAGGCCAAUGUCCAUCAUUGCCGCAUCAAGAAUGUUGACACCAACCUUAACGGCGAUGGCAAUAGCGGUGGCAGGGUGGUUGAAUUCGAUUGCAUUGUGUCGACUGACAGACAGCCGAACACCACGACGGCAGAACCGUUCAGGAGCGGAUCAAAAGCUUCCUCGUCGUCAGCUGGAGAGGCUGACUGCAGGCCUGAGGGAAAGAUCGAUGACGAAGUUGGUGACGCUGAAUUGUUUCUUUACGAACAUGACAUCGACGAUCUCGAACCAGCCUAUCAACGUGAGGCUCUGAUGCUUCUCGUGCAGACAAUUCCCCCCAUUAGAACUUUGCGAGAUUAUCUCAGGAGCCACCAGGGGUCGUUGUUGAGCGAAUGCAACAAGAUCUCCAGAUCCGCUCUUGCGUUACUCCGAUGGAUCGUUGCCUCAAAUAGGUCGUUCAUCGUACAGAUUGACCAGCCAGCGGACCUCGACAUCGGCGGCAUCUCAGAGACCGAAAAUCGACAACACGAGCGCUUGGUUGGCAUGACCGACGACUGGAUGCAGUUCCGCUUUGCACAAGGAUCUCCCGAAAAGGAGCAUCGUUUCAAGGUGGAGUUGGAAAAGCAGGGGAAACAUCCUUACCCUACGCUUUUCGGCUGGCACGGCAGCCAGCUUGGAAACUGGCACAGUAUCAUCAGGAGCGGCCUGGACUUCAAGGACACCCUCCACGGUCGUGCUUACGGCCACGGAGUGUACUUCGCCCGCGACUUCUCGACAAGCCAAGGAUACAGCAGGGUUGGCACAUCAUCUUGGAUUGGAUCUGAGCUGAAGCUGCACGCCGCUGUCAGCCUUUGUGAGAUUAUCAACCGUCCGGCUCAAUUCACGUCCACUGAUCCAUUCUAUGUGGUUAGCCAAGUCGAUUGGAUCCAGUGCCGCUACCUCUUGGCCCAACGGAUACAGCCAGAACCUCCACAAAAUCAGAAGGCCGCUUCUGCUCCGAAGGCUACUUCUGGUCUGGAGCCCGAAUACAUCUCUCAGGACCCUUCUGGUCAAAUCAAAGGGUUGAAUAACGGUUCCGUGAAAAUCCCAGUAGCUGCACUUCCUACAUGGCGUCAAAAACCGGCGCCUUAUGAUGGGUCUUCGUCUCAUGCGAUUGUUGUGGCCGAUAAUUCAGAUAGAAACCUUGAUGACGAGCCGGAUGAUCUUGAUCUGAUGGGACUCCGAGAGAGCCAAGACGAAGCAGAUCGUAUCAUGUUUGUCAAAGGUUCCGACCCUGACAAGAUGGACUUCGUUCCGGGUAGUGUUGAGUAUGAUUCACUACCUCAACUCCCUCUUCCUGGCUGGGCCUCGGACCAAGGAAGGAAAUUCCUUGGAAAGGAGCUUAGCAAGUUGCAGAGGUUGCAGGCCAGUACGCCUUUGCACCAGCUCGGCUGGUACAUCGAUUUCGACAACAUCACGAACAUGUUUCAGUGGAUCGUCGAGCUGCACAGCUUUGAGAAGUCUCUCCCUCUUGCACAGGACAUGAAACGCCACGGUGUGUCCAGCGUUGUUCUCGAGAUCCGCUUUGGCCGCCAAUUCCCACUAUCGCCCCCGUUUGUCCGUGUCGUUCGCCCCCGCUUUCUCCCCUUCUCACAGAGAGGCGGCGGACAUGUCACGGCUGGCGGUGCCAUGUGCAUGGAGCUCUUGACAAACAGCGGCUGGAGCCCCGCCAGCAGCAUGGAAAGCGUUCUCCUACAGGUGCGCAUGGCGAUGUGCAACCUCGAGCCUUUUCCGGCACGAUUGAUGGUUAAAACCACUGGGAGAUCAUACGACUACGGCGUUAAUGAGGCCAUCGACGCGUACAAGCGCGCGGCUGCCUCCCACGGCUGGCAGAUUCCUCCUGAUCUUGACAUGACGGCGAAUGCGCAGUGA